AUGGAUAAUGGGCUGUGCUUUACUGCUUCAGAUGAUUACAAAGAUGCACUAAGCAAAGGCAUUUUGUUCUUUGAAGGUCAACGUUCUGGGAAAUUGCCUGAAAACCAGAGAGCUAACUGGAGAGGAGAUUCUGCACUAUCAGAUGGCGAGCUUGAAAAUGUGAAUUUGACUGGAGGAUACUAUGAUGCCGGUGACAAUAUCAAAUUUGGGUGGCCAAUGGCAUUUUCUGUCUCUUUGUUGAGUUGGGCUGUCACUGAAUAUCAGACUGAGAUCUCUGCCGCCAACCAGCUAGGCCAUGUAUGCAGCGCAAUCCGGUGGGGAACAAUGUUCUUACUCCAAGCACACGCUUCAUCUACCACACUAUAUACUCAGGUUGGGGAUGCAAAUAGAGAUCAUCAAUGUUGGGAGCGUCCCGAAGACAUGGACACUCCUCGGACACUUUACAAGAUUACGUCUAGUUCUCCAGGAACCGAGGUGGCAGCUGAGGUUGCUGCUGCCCUUGCUGCUGCAUCAAUUGUUUUUAAUGUGACUGAUUCCGAAUAUUCUGCCGAGCUGUUACGCCAUUCAAAAUUGCUAUUCGAGUUCGCAGACAAGUUUAGAGGAUCUUAUCAGGGUUCUUGCCCAUUCUACUGCUCUUACUCGGGUUAUCAGGAUGAGUUGCUCUGGGCUGCUACUUGGCUCUACAAAGCGAGUGGAGAUAACAGCUAUUUGGACUACGCAGCGAGCAAUGCCGGUUGGAGUCAGGCAGUUUCCGAGUUCAGCUGGGAUAACAAAUUCGCCGGAGCUCAAACUUUACUAGCAAAGGAAUUUUUGGAGGGAAAGACAAAUUUAGAAAAGUAUAAAACUUGUGCUGAUUCGUUUGUAUGUGCAUUGAUGCCAGGAAGUAGCUCUCUUCAGAUUAAAACAACACCUGGGGGGCUGCUUUAUAUUAGAGACAGCAGUAACUUACAAUAUGUUACUGGCUCUUCGAUGAUACUUCUCGUCUACUCCAAGAUACUAAAUUCCGCUGGUGUUCAUGGAGUACAAUGUGGUUCAAAGGAUUUUUCGACCUCUACUAUCAAAGCCUUUGCAAAAUCACAGGUCGACUACAUACUAGGAAACAAUCCUAUGAAUAUGUCAUACAUGGUUGACUUUGGGACCAAAUUCCCAACACAAUUACACCAUAGAGGUGCAUCCAUUCCUUCAAUUAAAAAUCAACCAGCCAAGGUGGGUUGCAAUGAUGGGUUUUCAACGUGGUAUUCUUCAAGCCAGCCCAAUCCAAAUACUCAUACUGGGGCAAUUGUUGGGGGCCCAGAUUCAAAUGACCAAUUUAGUGAUUCAAGAUCAGAUUAUUCACAUUUAGAGCCCACAACUUAUAUGAAUGCAGCUUUUGUGGGAUCUUUAGCUGCUUUGCUUGGAGAAAGUAACGAAGAGUGUGUGUAUAGUGUGGUUGAUGAUCUACAGAUUCAUCAUCAAUAA
This is a messenger RNA of Fraxinus pennsylvanica, 1458 nucleotides long. Lineage: Eukaryota; Viridiplantae; Streptophyta; Magnoliopsida; Lamiales; Oleaceae. The record is from the annotation of a GenBank genome assembly.